AACAUGUUAACAUUUUUAUUUCACUUACUAAAUUUACUGAACCUAUGUUUACUGAAUCCAUUGAAUCUACUGAACCUAUAUUUACUAAAUCUACUAAACUCACAUUUACUAAAUCCACUAAACCCACAUUUACUAAAUCCACUAAAUCAACCAAACUUAUUGAAUCUAUCGAAUCUACAGAAUCAAAUG
Messenger RNA from Cetraspora pellucida, 189 nucleotides. NCBI's taxonomy places the organism in Eukaryota, Fungi, Glomeromycota, Glomeromycetes, Diversisporales, Gigasporaceae. The record is from the annotation of a GenBank genome assembly.